CGUACGUCGCAGGCUUCAGUCAGGCACGGCGGGCAGCAGACUGAGUAAGUGAGGCCGAGGUUCAAUAUCACUCGUUACAGGGGCUCGAUUAGAGGCGUUCAAACGUAUGCACAAGCUGCAAUGGAAAUUAGUUUUUGAGACAAAAAAAGAUACAGAAACAUGCCAGCAGCCUUACCCGUCAUCCCCUAGGAAGUGUCUUCUGUCAGGGGAGCCUGUAUGCUAGGUAGCUAGGCUAGCUAGGUCUUAUUGGUAACAGUCAUUGAGUAACAGCUUGGGGGGGCGUGGGUUGCUUCAGUGCGAUAGUCUCCUCUUGUCCAAGCUGGGGUCGUCUGGACGGUUCCUGAAUAUGAUACACCAUGAGUCAGAGGGACACCGUGGUUCAUCUCUUCGCAGGAGGGUCUGGAGGUACAGUAGGAGCCAUAUUGACCUGUCCGCUGGAAGUGGUGAAGACGCGUCUGCAGUCCUCCUCCGUCACCCUCUAUGUGUCUGAGGUGCAGCUGAGCACUGCCAAUGGGGCGAGUGUGGCCCGCAUGUCACCGCCGGGUCCCUUGCACUGCCUCAAGUUGAUCUUGGAGAAAGAAGGACCUCGCUCGCUGUUUCGGGGUUUGGGACCCAACCUGGUGGGCGUUGCCCCAUCCAGAGCCAUUUACUUCGCUGCGUACUCCAGCGCCAAAGAGAGGCUGAAUGGAGUCCUGGAGCCAGACUCCACGCAGGUGCACAUGGUAUCGGCUGGCCUGGCAGGCUUCACUGCCAUCACCGCCACCAACCCCAUCUGGCUCAUAAAGACUCGGCUGCAGCUGGACGCCAGAAACCGCGGGGAGCAGCAGAUGAGUGCGUUUGAGUGCAUGCGGCGGGUGUACCGUGCCGACGGCCUGCGCGGCUUCUACCGUGGCAUGUCUGCGUCCUACGCGGGCAUCUCGGAGACUGUGAUCCACUUUGUGAUCUACGAGAGCAUCAAGCGGCGCCUCCAGGAGGCCAAGGCCGCCCACCACAUGGAGGACGAGGAGGAGGCGUCCAAGGACGCCUCAGACUUUGUUGGCAUGAUGCUCGCCGCCGCCACCUCCAAGACCUGCGCCACAUCCAUCGCCUAUCCUCACGAAGUGAUUCGCACCCGGCUACGAGAGGAAGGCACCAAGUACCACUCAUUCUUCCAGACUCUCACCACGGUGCCCAGGGAGGAGGGCUUCCGUGCGCUGUACCGCGGCCUCACCACCCACCUGGUGCGGCAGAUCCCCAACACCGCCAUCAUGAUGUGCACCUACGAGCUGGUGGUCUACCUCCUCAGCGGUUAAACAACAACCUCGACCACCACGACUAGAAAACAAACAAACAGCGCAGUCAUUCAUCCGUGUUUGUGUAACCCCUGCCCCCUUUCCAUUUCGAAGAGUCGGACUGAGGAAAAAGAGUGUGAGAGAGAGGGAACCAACUCCCAUAUAGAACGGUAUGUGAAGAAGCGAGACCCCCUCUUCAGAUAGACAGCCUGAGCGCUGGGCUCACCCUGUGUCUUACUGAGGUCAAUUGGCUGCUUCAUAAAUGGGGAUGUGUCUUUCUCGGUUCCCAUGGGCAGCCUAAAACAUUGUGAAGUUGUUGGCCAAUGGUGUUGACCCCUGAAAACUUCUUGUUGCUUUUGAAAACGUUAUAAUUUGACCACCCUUCCUCUCUCUCUCUCUCUCUCUCUCUCUCUCUCUCUCUCUCUCUCUCUCUCUCUCUCUCUCUCUCUCUCUCUCUCUCUCUCUCUCUCUCUCUCUCUCUCUCUCUCUCUCUCUCUCUCUCUCUCUCUCUCUCUCUCUCUCUCUCUCUCUCUCUCUCUCUCUCUCUCUCUCUCUCUCUCUCUCUCUCUCUCUCUCUCUCUCUCUCUCUCUCUCAGGGGUUAUAGGGGCCACAUUACUGUACCGAAAAGUAUAUUUAAUUACGAUAACCGAGCCGAAGACAAUAAAUUAAGUUAAAAAAACUCCAAUACUAAUAAAAAAUAAGACAAAGUAAUCUCAUUGCUGGAACUUAGCCGGAAUUAAGUAUAGUGGCAGGAAACCAAACCAGAUAUUCUUGCCAUCUGAUAAUUUAGAUGCAUUCUUUGGCUUUGGGGGCCUUUCAGAAUAUUUUGUUUUUUUUGUCUGCAUGUUGGAUUCAGAAACUUGAAUGGCCGUUGCAGUGCAGCUGCCCCGCAUUGAUAAUCUGUAAGUGGUCGGGGGACCACUGGUGCAGUCUAGGGGGGGGGGGGGGCCUUCGUGCGUUGUGCUUUCUUGUGUGAACCGAGUAGAAAAGCACAAUGGAUGGCCGUGAUAGGGUUGUGGAUGCUCAUUCUCCUAGUGUUAAACACAAGGUGAGUUGUGUGUGUGGUCGCUGCUUGGACUCGAGGGAGCCUUUAUCGAUGAGUGCUAAGCAAACUCCCGGACCGAUGGCGAGCUCUGCGGUUCAUCCUCAACCCCCCGGGCCCUUAAGAUGUGCCAGAUGCUUGCCGUGGUCGAGGCGUGUAGGUGUCCCGAAACGUACCCGAUGUUUAACGCGUAGUUCUGUGAUUAUACCUCAUCAAAUAUAGAAUAAAGUAUCGGUUUAAAAGGCAGUGUUCAGACCUUACCUCUUCACAUGGAGUGCGCGUAUCACAUGGAGUCUGAGAUUUGCCGGCAGGCAGCAGUUUCUUAACCAACUGGAAUCUAAGAAGGAAAAACAAUAUCAUCAUUACUAAUAAGCCAUUAACUCAAACCAUUAACUGACCAAUUUGUGAAGCAUCCAAAAUAGACAAUUUAAACUAGUUAUUCUAUUGGCCACAGGACAUGCUUUAUAAUGAUAAAGUAUUUCAACAAAUGAAGGGUUGUUGUGGCCUUUUUAUGCGUUAAGUUAAAUGCAUAAGCCAGUCUUCCCACACGUCAUUUGCUUCUCCAUCAAGCUGUCGUCAUUAUUUAUGCACUUUUACAUUGCUUCUAGCAGUUGUAUGUGUUCUCUAUAUGUUAAUGUUGUAUUGUUGUGCCCUUUUUGCAAUCCAGGAUGGAUGACCAGGUCAAUCAUCUAAUUUACUCUUUUGUAUGUGUGCGUGCGUCAGGAUUUGUGUGUGAUGUUACACAACUGAGGCUGAACCCAUUCCUUGUUGAGCUGUUUUUAUUUUUUGCACCAUUGAGGGCCCUCAUCAUUUGACCUCUCAAAUGACGACCUCCCGUAAUAAAGAAGCGUCCUAUGUGAAUACCCUGAUCCUUUUCUAUGAUGCAUUUCACUCAAAGCUUAUGUUGAUGACUUCCAACCGGCAACAUGCACCCUCAUGCCCAACUCCCCGUCCUUAAUAUGCAACACACGUGCUACACUUUGUGCCGUCUCACCUGAAGCUAUACACGUAUCUGCGCCUGCUGCCCAACAUAUACUAUCUAGGCUUGACUAGAUUCUAGACUACUAAAAUACACUAGUUAAAUAUGCAAGUGAAUAUGGCUAUGGUCCACGUGACGCAACAUUGUUUAUUAUAAUGUUGCUCAGACUCCAGUGCCAGUAUCAGCUUGCAACUGUAGGGCAGGACCUAGACUUGGGUGAUCCUUUAUAUGUAAAGGCUAUGUUGGGUUGCUUAUGCUUUCUGUGGCUCGGGAUUACCAACCUCCCUGUUCGAUCUAAUUGGAAUUGUGUUAACCUUAACGAAAAUAGCAGCCUGAAGAUGGCUCAAAUUGGCAAUUAAACGUUUGCAUUGCGUCACCUUGAGGUGUGUGUGUAUGUGCGCGGGUGCGUGUUGGUGUGUGUCUGCGCGUUUGUGUUGGUGCGCUCGUCUCCACGUUGCGUCAUGUCUCUUUCAGUGUGUGUAUAAUUAGUAUGCAGUCGUUCUUAUUGCCACAAGCAGUGUUUUCAUUUGAAUGUGAGGUUGGUUUUCUGGCCCCCUUUUUUCCCAUGUCAUAUUCGAUGAGUAAGUGUGACUCUGUCUAUGCAUUCUCAUGCCUGUUUUUGGAAAACAUUCAAUAAAAUGGAAAGAAUGCACGUA
Molecule: messenger RNA, 3949 nt
Organism: Gadus macrocephalus (Pacific cod)
Lineage: Eukaryota; Metazoa; Chordata; Actinopteri; Gadiformes; Gadidae
Product: solute carrier family 25 member 36-A-like
Exons: 7
Coding region: 357-1292 (311 amino acids)
Biological process (GO): pyrimidine nucleotide import into mitochondrion
Cellular component (GO): mitochondrion
Molecular function (GO): pyrimidine nucleotide transmembrane transporter activity
Source: RefSeq, a predicted model, not a curated record